Messenger RNA from Heterobasidion irregulare TC 32-1, 782 nucleotides. RefSeq lists its product as uncharacterized. The coding region runs from base 6 to 464 and encodes 152 amino acids. The record is from RefSeq and is a predicted model, not a curated record. The transcript has 2 exons. NCBI's taxonomy places the organism in Eukaryota, Fungi, Basidiomycota, Agaricomycetes, Russulales, Bondarzewiaceae.
GCGCGAUGGGGACGAGCGGAGACAACCUGAAUGGCUGGACCAGAACAACAAGAGAACGGCACAAAUUUCUGGGGUACGCUGACCACCCUCGCCUGCCCCCUCGUGCUCCAGCCCAACCCCCGCUUUACGUAACCGACGCCGUCUCCACCGUCCCGCGCUGCCAUCACACACUACUGACGGUUCCGCGAUGCGCCCAUAUGUCGUGGGGUCGUUUGCACAAUAUCGACGUUAUUCGCGCUAGCGGGACCCGACUCGGAGGAAUACGGACCAGAACAUACAUGCCAUUCGACGACGUCGGCUUCUUGCUACACAGCAAGAUGUCCAUCUGCCCAUCGUAUCAGAUUGCACUCUGGGGCAUCGGAUCUCGAGGAGAGGGCGACAGGAAACACACCUACCUGUCCAAGGCCAAGGGGGACAAAGAGUGCAAGACGCGGAACCAGCCUCAUUGGACGCCUCGAGGAUGAAACCGGCGUGGACCCCUCACACGAGGUAGGCUGUAGGGCUGAUGGCAUCACCGCCUACCACAAUUAUCGACCAGAAAAGACCACUCAGCUGUGCUGCUAGUCUAUGUCGACAAUCAUCAGCCAUCCGGCUGUGCUAUUAUAACAAUCGCGAGGUUCGAUUCACGAAGACUCACGUAUCCAUGGCGCUCACACGGUCUCAAGAAUGGAUACAUACCAUGCACGUCGCCCGUGGACUUCGAGAUCUUGAUAUUCAUGAGCGCAGCGCUUGAUCACAAGUGACAUGAACGUGGGUUGCCACCUACGCCCACUACGAUGGAU